This is a messenger RNA of Trachemys scripta elegans, 7908 nucleotides long. It is a transcript of the gene QRICH2, whose product is annotated as glutamine rich 2. Bases 435 to 4283 code for a protein of 1282 amino acids. The record is from RefSeq and is a predicted model, not a curated record. The transcript is spliced from 20 exons. NCBI's taxonomy places the organism in Eukaryota, Metazoa, Chordata, Testudines, Emydidae.
CUCUGCUGGGCUGCCAGCAGCCUGCUCCCUGCUUCUGCCCGUAGUCCGGCAUGGCAGCGGCAGGUGUCUGAGACAGGGGCAUUAGCCCAGGAGGGAGGGGGCGGGGGGCAAGAGGAUCAGGCCUAGAUAGGUCGAGGGAAAUUUAAGUCAAUAAAUAAAUAACUUUAAAAAAGGCUGGGGGAAAAUCCCUGGAAGGAAAAUUCCCCGGGAAAUUGCUAUUCGAUGGAGUGUGCAGCUGAGCUCGGCUUGUGGGAAGAUCGAGCAGCCUGGAUUGAUUUUAACUGUUUGCUUAAUAACUCGCCAGGUGAAGAAGAGAAACUUAUUUGAGCCCAUGGGCUCAAGUCAUUAGAUCUAUUUGGGGAGGAAAAUAGCUUUAUAUUUGAAUGAGAAGGUAACGGCAUCAGAUACCGGGCAGGAGUUAAAGUCGGGGGGCAAUGGCUCUGAUCAGCUUGUUGGAAUUGGCUGAUCUCUCCAUAGGGACGCCGGAGAUCGGGGUGGUCAAUUUUAAUGCCCUCCACACUUUACUCCAUGCCAUCAUUAAACAACUCAACCUGCAGGAUGUCAAAGCCGAGAUGCAUGAGGAGAAACCCAAGCCCCCGGAACCUGUGCCUCUGCAGGAGAAAGAGAAGGGCAAGCGUGAUGAGUCAGAAGACUUGCCCUAUGCUGACUUAGAGAAGAAGGUCAUUGGGGUAGCGGCUCAGGUGCAUGGCGUGGAGGCCAAGGUGGUUGGGAUGGCGGCUCAAGUGGAUGGAGUGGAGGCUCAGGUGCAUGGGGUGAAGUCUGAGGUCCAUGGAAUAGGGGAACAGGUUCAAGGUCUUGAGAAGCAAAUGGCUGCCCUAGAAAAAUUGCCUUCUGGAACAGACUUGCUGGAGAGGACCAAGAGUGGCUCUCCGAAUGGAUCUGCUGUGGCUGACAUGUGGCAAAUGAUGCAGAUGAAGAAAAAGAUAGAAGCUAAUGAGAAUGGCAUCUCCAAGGCCAUGGCUCUGUUCCAGGAUCUGCUGAAUGAGGUCAAUGGCGUGAAGACGGAUAAUUUCCAUAUGAACGAGGGCCUCGAAAACAUCAAGGAGAAACUUGACUUGAAUUUACAACUAGAUACCCAGGAAAUUGGCAAUCAACUGCAGACUUGCAUCGCUGAUCAGAAGAACUUGGAUAAUGAUGUGAGGAACCUAGAGCGAAGGCUAAACCUCUAUCCUUCCCCCGAAGAAAUGUAUAACAUGGUGCGCUGGGAAGUUCUGGAGGACUGUCUUGUGACAGGCAAAGGCAAGAGCCCACCAACUGAAGCCCCGUCUGUGGAGCCCAGCCUAAGCCAGCCCUCUCCAGCUUCAGUUAUGGACACCCAAGCCAGAAAACCCUCUGCAACCUGGGCAGGGGCUCUAGGGAGCCAGUCUGGCUCUCCCAGCAGCAGACCUGGUACUCCAGGGGUGCAGGCCGGGACCAGGGCAGGCAUGCCAGCGGUCCAGCCAGCAGCCCGGACAGGCACUCCAGGAACCAGGACAGGCACACCAGAAUCCCAAGCAAUCACUCCAGCAGCUCAGCCAGGGGCCCAGCCAGGCUCCCCCAGGACCCAGCCAGGGGCCCAGCCAGGCUCCCCUGGUGCCCAGCCAGGAGUCCAGCCAGGGGCCCAGCCAGGCUUCCCUGGGGCCCAGCCAGGCUCCCCCGGGGCCCAGCCAGGGGCCCAGGCAGGCUUCCCCGGGGCCCAGCCAGGAGCCCAGGNCCAGCCAGGCUUCCCCGGGGCCCAGCCAGGAGCCCAGCCAGGCUUCCUUGGAGCCCAGCCAGGCUUCCCAGGGGCACAGGCAGGCUCCGCCGGGGCCCAGGCAGGUGCUCCAGGAUUCCAGCCGAGCUUCCCUGGCACCUGGCCCAGUUCCCCAGCGACCCAGGUGGGGCUUCCUGGAGUCUGGCCUGGAGCUCCAGGGACCCAGGCAGGCUACCUUGGGACCCCAGCAGACACUUCAGCAUUCCAGCCCACAUCACCUACAGCAGGUCCCCCGGCUCUAGCAGCCCAGCUCGCAAUUCCACCUGGACCUUACUCUGCCGUUACAUCCCCGGCGUCACCUUUACAAGAGAAGGACAAACGCCUACCCUCAUCCACGCCGCGAGAGUCCUCCGGGUCCAGCAGCGCCUCCAGCCGCUACUCGGAUACUGUGGAAGCGCUGCGCCAGAUCGGGCAGCUGACCGACCUCUACACCACCUUGCAGGAGCAGAUAAACCACCUGGAGCAAUUCAAGUGUAGCCACGCCGACCUCGACAAGCUGCGACAAUUCCUCUCGGAUGCAGUCCCUAAGAACCUCUCCAGCAUGCCUGCUGACCUCAUGGAGCAGCUGUCAUCCCUGAAGGCCACGGCAGAAGACAUGAAAGAUGUAAAGGCCAAGGUAAGGAAGCUGCAGAAUGUCCUUGAAGCAGAGGUGGCAACAGAAGCAGAUCAGAAAGUGAAGGGAUCCAGUCAGAUUAACCUGCAGUUAGGUUACCUCAGAUCGACAGUGCACGACAUAGAGAAAGAGCUGCAGGAGCUGAGGGAGCAGCAGGAUCACGGCAAAGCCAAGCUGGAGCAGUCAGUGACUGACACAGCCCUCUACCUGCAGGAACAGUUAGACAAGCUUAGAUCUAUCAUAGAGAACAUGAUGGCCUCCUCCUCCACCUUGCUAUCCAUGAGCAUGCCCACUAGCCCGGAGCCUGGGGAGGCAGCGCCGCAUGGCACAUGCCCGGCCUGCAGCCUGGACGUCAGCGAGCAGGUUAGCCAGCUGUUCAAACGCUACGAACAGCUGCAGGAUUUAAUUAGCAGCUUCAUGACGAGGCACGCGGAAAGCAAGCCAGCAAAGAGGCCGCAGCUGAGGAGCCAGGACGAAGAGCUGCUGAGUCGCAUCCAAAACACCAUCCUCCAGGUGCAAGGAGACUGUGAGAAUCUCAAUGCCACCACAGGGAACCUCGUAGAAGACCAUCGGCAGAAGCAGAAAGAUAUCUCUCUUCUCUUCCAGUCACUGGAGAAGUUGGAAAAGGAGAAAGCAGACAAGGAGCAUCUGGAGACAGAAAUUGACGUGAAAGCAGACAAGAUCGCCCUAGCUGGCAAGGUCAGCCGCACCCAGUUUGAUGCCACCACGGAGCAGCUGAAUAAGAUGAUGCAGGAUCUGGUGAACAAGAUGAGUGGGCAGGAGCAGGACUGGCACAAAGUGCUCGACAAAAUCUUGGUGGAGAUGGACUCCAAGCUGGACCGCCUGGAAUUAGAUCCCUUCAGACAGCAGCUGGAAGAGCGUUGGAAGGCCAUCCGGAAACAGCUGAAGGAGAGCUCUCCGCAGUACGAAGCGGACGAUGCUGCUGGAAUUAGGAAAAGACUGAUGGCUCAUUUCCACUGCAUUUCCUGCGACAGGCCUCUGGAAAUGGUGGUGCCCGGCCCGACCAUCAUGACCGUCCCCUCCGUGCCGGGGUUACCAUCCCACCGCUCCAUCCGGCCCUACACCGUUUACGAACUGGAGCAAGUCAGGCAGCACACCCGCAGUCUGAAGUUAGGGCUUAGGCCCUUCCCUCGCUUGGAUGCGCUCCAGCUGGAGAAGAGCGCGGGCCUUGGCAAGCUGCGCAGCAUCCACUCCAAGAUGCUCAUGGACAUAGAGAAGGUGCAGAUCCACUUUGGGGGCUCGGCGAAGGCCAGCAGUCAGAUGAUCAGGGAGAUAAUGCAGUCGCAGUGUCUCAGCCCAAGCCAGUAUAACAAACGUGACAAGAUGGCAGAGAUGGCGGAAUACGGUUACCUGUCCAUGCCUCGGCGCUGCGGCGGCAGCCACACCCUCACCUACCCCUACAGGCGCUACACACGGCUGCAGCAAAUCGCCCAAUGUAUGCCGGUGCAUCCCGAGGAGACUGCCAUGCUGACAGUGAUGAAGCAUGAAGAGGUGGAUAUCCUGGGCCUGGAUGGACACAUCUACAAAGGGCGGAUGGACACUCGGCUCCCAUCAAUUUCAGCCAAGGAUGGUCCUUUGAAGUCCAAACCCAAGCUCUCCCGGUCUUCAUCACAACGGCAGCCGACCCUGAUGGACACAGCUGGCCUCCCGGCACGCCCGCACAGCGCCAAACUGUCUUCCCCCAGCAAUUCAGGUACAGCUAGGUCGCUAAAGGACAGGCCCGUGUCAUCGGAGGGUCGACUGUCCCGGGUGGACCUGACCCAUCUAUCAACUUCAACACCUCCCCCUGAGGAGGGAAGAGAGGAUUCUCCCACGCAGGAGAAAGAAACCCUAGAGCUUCAGCUGGACCUUUCCAUGCGCCGGCGAUCGGCUGAGCAGCCGGCUCCGUUACAGUGACUGCGAUGGCAGGAAAGCAGCGCUCGCUGACGGAAGCCAGGCAAUAAAGAGUGAGCAGAACAGAGAGAAGGCUGUGUACAUGCGUCGCGGUGAUAGGAACAGGGAGCUUUUUGUGCGGUGCUUGCGGCAAACAGGACCCAGGGCGGUUCCACGCAGCAGCAGUGGUAGAAGGCGGAGGUGGGCAGCACGGUCAGUCGUGAAAACAAUUCGUCCCUGGCCUUUGCAAAUCCUCCCCUCACUGCUGCUAGCUUUGCCCGAGUAGAUUUUGCAAAUACCAGAUCUUCUGCGUAAGCCAGUUUGACACCGGCUCAUUUCAACCCCGGGGAUCUUGCACUGUCCUUUGUCUCACAGAGCCCGACGCACCUCAUGUGCACAAAGGGGAGUCUUUGAAACCAGACUAUUGGUGACUUGUUUGAGUGAAAAGCACCAGAGCAGAAUGCAGCCCAAAGUUCUCCCCCCACGUAGGGAGACCAGAUGUCCAGAUUUUAUAGGGACAGUCCCGAUUUUUGGGUCUUUUUCUUAUAUAGGUUCCUAUUACCCCCAUCCCGUCCCAGUUUUUCACACUUGCUGUCUGGUCACCCUACCCCCACGGCCCACCUACUGUCCUCCUCGGUGGAGAACUGUGGCUCACUAUGGGGCCCUAAGUAGCUACUUGGAAUGCUGCAUGCUGGGAGCUGUAGUCUUCAUAGGCUGAACCUUAGUACCGAAGAGGAGGGUAGGCUACAGUCUGCUCUAUUCUGUGCACCUUGGCGGUGGCCCUUGGGAAGCCCCCUAGCAAACGACUAGUGCUGCCCUCAUGUGAGCAAAGCCUGAGAUCCAUGACAAGUAAGGACUGGUCCCUCUAGACGUCAAAUCAGGAUUUGUGGGGCAGGCGGGGGGGGAUUGAGCACCAGGGUAGCUGCCUCCCCUCUCCCAACCCCUUCACACAGUGCUUGAUCCAGCAUGGGCUUCUUGCAGCUGUGCUCAGACUGGAGUUGGCAAGAGAGGCUUAAUCAGAGUGAUCAUUUCUAAGCAAGGGGCUACACACUUUUGGUGACUGCUGUCUUUCCUACAGCAGGGCAGUGCCCGUGCUCCAGGAGUCAUGAGAAAAGAAUGUGUUGUUCUGUCGUUUCCUCAUCCGGUGCACACACAGGCCUCUCUGAUCAGAACUGCUCUUUCCUCCGUGCAGGUCUUUGCUUCCCUGAACGCCUGGGCCUCAGAUUGGGGAUCAGGCAAAGGGUGCCAGCCCCAGCUAAUAUUAUCUAAACUUCCCAGCCCUUUGUUUUCUUUUGUCGGUGAGGAGGAAGGGCUUUGAGAGGGAGGGAGGGAGGUGAUAGUGCUGAGUGAUUUGCAGAGGACAGGUGGCCUGUAGAUAAGGCACAAGACUGAAUGUCAAAGCCAGGUUCGAUUCUUAGCUCUGCCACUGACUCACUGUGUGACCUUGGGUGGACUCCUCCGCUCCUGUAUGCCUUCAUUUCCACCGUCUGUAAAAGUCCCUGUUGUGAGGCCUUGCAUAAAGCACCUUGAGAUCCCUGGAUCUGUGGAGCUGUACAAAUGCAAGGGAAUGCUAUGAAGGGUUACAAAUGAUUCCAAAGCUGGGGAGACAGAUGUCUAGAAAACCGACUGGAAAACCCCACCCUAUAAUCCUCCUGGCUUGCAUCUAAGUUCUUGCAUUAUUAUCCCCAUUCCUUGAUUCAGUCUCAUGCACUUUGUGCCUGCUGCAUUUAACCUAGCUGCAUGCUUUUCAUUUUCAUCCUCUCCAUGGCUCUGGUGCCGGUUUGAUCAUCAUUUGGAGCUAGCAUUGAGAGAGAGUGAGAGAGAAAGAGAGGACUGUUGUUCUUGCCUUAGAGUGCUGGAGGUGCUUUGGACGGCCCUAGCACAAGAAGACAAACCAAAGCCCAGACUGCAGGCGGCAGGUAGCAUUUCGUAGUCAAGGAAGGGCUGAGCAGUAAAGACACUAUGAUGCAGCUUGAUUUCAAUUCUCUGCUCACUCACACCUUUGUGUAUCCAGCAGGUUUCAGUAGGCUGUGUUGAGAGAACUAAGUGUCAGUGUAACCAAUACUAGACAGAUCACUUGGCACAAUUAUUGUGUAAGUCCUCCUAACUGGGUUAGUAAUUACAUAGGGUUUACUUGAUUAAUGCCCCGUAGCUACUUCCUUGCAUGCUCCCAACAUUGUUUUGUCAUUACACUUGGCCAAUGGCAUCUGUGACUUGAUGCAGGUAUCAGAAAUCAUCACACGCUUGCUAUGUAACGUGACCCAUUGCCUGCCACCAACCUUGCAAAUAACCAAGACGCUCUCCCAGUAAAUACAUGGCACAGGCUGUAAUGCCACUUGCCCUGUUACUAAAUGUCCAUCCCCUGGCACUUGUCUUAUAAACAUCCCGCCACUACCUGUUCUGUCAUAGUUGUUAACCUGUAAAUAUCCUGCCUCUGCAGUGUUUGCCCCUGUGCUGAGGGUGGAGGAGGGACAGUUGGGGACCGUUGUCCCUGCAUUCUGAAAGCUCCUGCCAGUGCACAACGAAAGCAACAGGGUUUCUGUGAGGAGAAAACUUGAAUGAAGUUUAUGGUAUGGGCCGGCUCCGGCUCCCAUUAGAGUCAAUGGCAAAACUCCCGUUGACUUUGAUGGGAAUCAGGCUGGGUGCUGAAUGAUUUAAUGUGAAGGACGUGACGGUGUGGAGCGGAGACCAGCUUAGAGAGGAGGGACCAGGAGAAGAUUCAUCCCUGUGCAGGGGGCCUGGACACAGCCUCUGCACCUCUUACAGCUAGGUCCCACGAGAGCUCUAUUUUGAGGUGUGUGUGGGACUUAAGUGGUGCCUAGGGCCAGGUCUCUCAUGCCAAGUGGAUUAAACUUGGGCAAGUUUUGGCCCCACAUAUGCGAUAUGUCCACUGCAUGUGAACACCGGAUGUGACAUGCUUGUUGUAGGUCUCCAGUGUGCGACGGUACAGUGUAGACAUGCUGUCUGUUCUGUGUGGUUGAACCCAGAGCCAUGCCAGGGUCGAAUCUGUCCAUAGUUUGCUGAGGUUUUGCCUUUCAUUAAUACCCCAUGGUGGACACCUGCUGUGCAUGCUGGCAGCACAUGGAUGCUGCAUGGCAGCUGGCUACAAGCAUAUGCCAUGCACUGUAGGCAGGUUGCGCAUGUGUGCUGCACUCACAUGCCAUAUACUGCAGGCUGGCCACACAUGUGCUUCAUGGUGGGUGACUACAAAUGCUGCAUGCUGCACUUAUAUGCCAUGGACUGCCCAAGGCCUGCUGGCAGCACCUGUGUGGCUGGCUCUACGCUGGGAACCUGUAGGCCUAGCUGCUGGUUUCCUGCAGUCACAUGGAGACGACAGCAUCCUGCACGGUCCUAAAGUUUAAAAUUAAAUUAACCUUAGAGAAUGAUACACCCCCAGCCCCGUGUUCUCUGUGUAUUCCCCUCCCCCCAAUGCCGAGGGCCAGUAGCAACGGGAUGUGCCACAGGGAAUGUGAAGGAGGAAUUCUUUAUGCCUACUCUGCUCCAGCACCCUGGUGGAUCUCUGGAGAGCAGGGGUCCACCAUCACCAGGGCCAGCUCCAGGCACCAGCUAAGGAAGCAGCUGCUUGGGCUGGCCAAUGCAAAGGGGCGGCACUCCAUCCUCUAUUGGGGCGGCACGUCCAGGUCUUCGG